CUAUGUAAUGUAUACCGGAAAACCACCAAGAACAAGGAAUGCCAUAUUUUCUGGUAAAUUUUUUCUAUAAUAAAUGAAUUGAAUUUACAAGGUUGAAAAAGAAGUAUGAAGUUUGACUUUACAGAUCAUUCACAUCGCCGAUACAACCCUCUGAAUGAUACAUGGGUGUUGUGUUCUCCCCAUCGUGGAAAACGACCUUGGCAAGGUGAACAAGAAGAUAUAGUAAAGGAUGAAGUACAAAACUAUGACCCCAGCUGUUAUUUAUGCCCGGGAAAUGAUCGAGCAAUGGGUACCAAAAACCCCAAUUACACAGCGACGCACGUCUUUCGCAAUGACUAUCCAGCAGUCAAAAGGGAACAACCUGAUUUAGUGGAAGAACAAUCCCACGAAAAAGGGCAGACACUCUCCUUGAAGUCCCGUUUGCAGAAAACUCAAGGUGUCAAGGGCGACUGUUUUGUCAUUUGCUUUAGCCCUAAUCAUAGUUUGACGCUUCCUCGUAUGGAAAUAAAUGCUAUUAUGCAUGUUGUGGAAACUUGGAAGCAACUAUGCUUUCAGUUAAAAACAGCGUCUUCUGAACGCAUGCACUAUAGAUACAUUGAAUUUUUUGAAAACAAAGGUUCGGCUAUGGGCUGCUCAAAUCCUCAUCCACAUGGCCAGGCCUGGGGCUUGGAUUAUAUUCCAACGAAUGUUGGUGAAGAAAUAAAGAAUAUGACUAAGUAUUUCAAGUCCUACGGUUCACACUUACUCGGCGACUAUGUCAAGCUUGAAAUGGAAGAAAAACAAAGAAUUGUCCUUGAAAAUGAUUCUUUCGUUGUACUCGUCCCCUAUUGGGCUUUAUGGCCUUUUGAAACUUUGUUGAUUUCAAAAGAGCAUUUGCAUUCGUUGAUGGAUUUCCAAGAAAAGCAUGUUCAAGACUUGGCUUCUAUUUUAAAGCAAUUAACUACGAAAUACGAUAAUUUAUUUUGCACGAGUUUUCCCUAUUCCAUGGGAAUUCAUCAAGCACCUCUCCACGGCACCGAAGAUGAAUGCAAUAACUCUUGGUUCCAUAUGCACUUUUAUCCUCCUCUAUUGAGGUCUGCUUCAGUAAAAAAGUUUUGUGUUGGAUUUGAAAUGUUAGGUGAAGCCCAAAGAGAUCUGACUAGUGAACAAGCCGCUGAACGCUUGCAAGCACUUGAGUGUACAAGGCAUUACCUAGAUACCCUAAGCUGAACCUUGAUACGUCCAAUUUUCAAACAUAUAAAUAUUAAUUUUUAUUUUUUCAUUCUAAUUUUCCAUAUGUCACAUUGCAAUUGCAUCGACAAACAAAACUGGAUAAGAGUUCUAAAUACUAAGAAACUUUAACAGGAAGAUAUACGAGUAUAUGUAUAUUCGUUCAAUUUAACCUUAUAUCUAUCGAAAUAAUAGAACUUCUAUUUAAUUAUAAUAAUUCGUGCGAACUUACAA
Schizosaccharomyces octosporus yFS286 is the source of this 1443-nucleotide messenger RNA. Its product is annotated as galactose-1-phosphate uridylyltransferase Gal7. The transcript has a single exon. Gene Ontology annotation, molecular function: UDP-glucose:hexose-1-phosphate uridylyltransferase activity; zinc ion binding. Gene Ontology annotation, cellular component: cytoplasm. Gene Ontology annotation, biological process: beta-D-galactose catabolic process via UDP-galactose, Leloir pathway. Lineage: Eukaryota; Fungi; Ascomycota; Schizosaccharomycetes; Schizosaccharomycetales; Schizosaccharomycetaceae. The record is from RefSeq and is a predicted model, not a curated record. Bases 106 to 1209 code for a protein of 367 amino acids.